Molecule: messenger RNA, 3249 nt
Organism: Erigeron canadensis
Lineage: Eukaryota; Viridiplantae; Streptophyta; Magnoliopsida; Asterales; Asteraceae
Product: putative disease resistance protein RGA3
Biological process (GO): defense response to other organism
Molecular function (GO): ADP binding; protein binding
Source: RefSeq, a predicted model, not a curated record
UCUUCUUGAUCAAAUUUCUCCAAAAAAAGAAUAAUUAUGGCUGAUGCUAUUAUUUCAGGCCUUGUGAAAGAUUUGCUGGGGAGACUGACAUCUGCAGCUAUCCAAGAGUACCGUCUGCUUCGGGGACUCAAAAAUGAUCUUUUAAAACUGAGUGAUGAUCUCAAUCAGAUCCAAGCUGUUCUCCAAGAUGCCGAAAAGAAGCGUAGGAGCCAAGAGGCUGUAGAAUUAUGGGUCAAGAGUCUAAGAUCCGCGUCGUUAAAGAUAGAGAAUGUGUUGGAUGAGGUCUCAACGGAAGCCAUGUUGCGACAGCUACACAAGGAACUAGGCAUGAAACACAGGCUAAGAGCCUUCUUCUCCUCCCAUCAUAAUCCGCUUAUGUUCCGUACUAGGAUUGCUCACAAAGUUAAAGACAUUCAGAGAAAGUUAGCUGACAUUUCAGCUAAAAGAUUCGACUUAAAUUUGUCUCCUGAAGAUGGAGGAAUAGGUGGUGGAAUUCCCAAGAGGGAAACCGGCUCACGUACAAAAGUUUCAACUGUUUUAGGAAGAAAUGAAGAUAUGGAGACGGUAAUUGAAAAGAUAUGUAACAGUGACAUAGGCAAGAAUGAAGAUAAUGACAUUCGGGUGUAUGCACUAUGGGGUAUGGGUGGUUUGGGAAAGACAACUCUAGCCAAAUUAGUGUAUAACGAUGAACGGGUGAAGGGGCAUUUUGAUUUCAAAUUUUGGAUCUAUGUCUCUGAAAACUUCCAAGUUAAGGAGUAUAAGAGGAACAUAGAAUCCAUAGAUAAAAGCGAGUGUAGGCUUUCACGGCUAGAUGAGUUGCAAAAAUGCGUUCAAGAGAAGUUACGGGGAAAGAGAUUUCUAGUUGUGUUGGAUGAUGUUUGGAUCGAGGACAGUGAAAAAGACAAGUGGGAAGACUUAAGUAACACACUAAGUUGUGGGGCACAAGGCAGCUUUGUUAUGGUGACAACACGUUCCAAGACUACUAGUAAGAUGAUGGCUAAGUUUCCAGAGUUACAGCAUGAAUUGGGAUGUUUAUCGAAAGAGGACUCGUGGUCAUUGUUCAAGAAGUUCGCAUUUGCUGAAGGCAGAGAGGGUGGAGAAAUAACAGAGUUAGAGCCUCUUGGAAAGAAGAUAGCCGAGAAAUGUAAGGGGUUGCCUUUGGCAGUGAAGACUUUGGGUAGCAUGAUGUGGUCGAAAAGCAAUAGGCAGGAAUGGCAACAUGUGAUGGAUAGCGACAUAUGGGAUUUGCAAGAAAACAAUAUCUUGCCAGCAUUGAAGUUAAGCUAUGAUAAUUUGCUUCCACAUGUAAAGCGGUGUUUUGCUUAUUGUUGUAUGUUUCCUAAAGGCCAUGAAAUGGAAAAAGAUGUAUUGCUUUUAUUGUGGAAGGCAAAUAGAUUAAUUCCAUCAAGAGGAGAUGUAGACUGGUAUUUGCUUGGAGAAGAAAUUUUCAACUGUUUGGUAUGGAGGUCUUUCUUCCAGGUUGUUGACAACGAAUAUAAAAUGCAUGAUUUGAUGCAUGACCUGGCGAGGUAUGUGAUGGGGCAUGAUUGUUCAAUUAUGGAGCCUGGUAAGGAGUCGAUAGCCCCAGAUGAGUUGCUUCACUUAAGUUCAUCUUGUCCGGAUUUUCCUUAUUUACAGCCUGAUUUGGAAAACUUAGAAUCGUUAAGGUCAGUAUUCUUCUUUUCAAGGGAAUUUAUGCCAAUGUUUGGAAAUAUAUUUGACCAUCUGUAUCUACGGGUGUUGUACUUGGCUGAAAUCAAUAUAUUAACAUUGCCCGAAUCAAUUGGCAAACUCAAACAUUUGAGAUACUUGAAUUUAUCAAAGGCAUGUAUACAAGUUCUACCAGAGUCGAUAAUUUAUCUCCAAAACUUGCAAAUGUUACUUCUGAAUGGGUGUUGGGAGUUAUAUAAGUUGCCUGAUGGUAUGAGAUACAUGAGGAAUCUUCAAUACCUGGACAUCUCUCGUUGUCCUUCGCUUAGGUAUGUGCCUGUUGGAAUCGGAAAACUAACUAGUCUCCGAAGACUUUCAAGUUUUCCUAUCGGUGAAAAUAAGGGGGCCCAAAUAAGGGAAUUGGGGAAACUAAAUCUUAUUGGUCCGAAUUUGAUAUUAGAUGGUCUUAAGAAUGUUGGAGGUUUAAAGGAAGCCCAAUGUGCCAAUCUUAGAAGCAAAACACAUUUGUUAGCAUUGUGCUUGAGCUGGUCACUAGGUCGUGGGGCACAUGAUGAAGAGCCGUCAGCACAAGAUAUAGAGGUUCUUGAAGGAUUGGAACCAAAUCCGAGUCUCGAGGAUCUCACAAUAUUCAAGUACAUGGGAAAAAAUAUUUCUCCAAGUUGGAUGGUCAAAUUAAGAAAUUUGGUUGAAAUUCAAUUUUCUGGAUGUUUAAAGUGUGAACAUAUACCACCACUUGGAAAAUUUCCUAGCCUUAGAGUUAUUAAGAUUGAAAACAUGCAUGAGUUGAAGUAUUUCCAUGAUGACGACAUGUCAGGGGACAACUUUCUAUUUUCACAGUUACAAGUGUUAAAUAUAUUUCAUUGUUACCAAUUGAGAAAUUUGCCAGGCAACCUUCCAAAACUCAAGGAACUAGAGUGUUGUGAGAAUUUGGUUUCUUUACCUGAUGAGAUGCAAAGUUUCAAGGAUCUCAAUACACUUGAGAUCGUAGCAUGUGAAAAUCUAAGUAGAAGAUGUGUGAAAGGUAUCGGUGAGGAUUGGCCUAAAAUUUCACACAUUCCAAAUGUCGACAUUCGUUGCCCCUUUGCAAGGUACGACUGAGAAGAUGAAUCAACUGUAGCUUGAAAAGUGUCAUUAUGUAUGGCUUAGGACACUACAUAUAUACUUACGCAAUAACUUUAGUUUUGGUUGGUUUGAGUUUAGUGGAAUGAAUUUUGUGGGUGCAUUCACUGUAAAUUCUCAGGACAACACUCGUCCACUAGGGAUCACCUAGGGGGUCGAUCAACGGCUUGUUGCACGUGCCAAGUGCAAUCACGAUUCCUGCGUGAGUUAGGAUCAAGUGAAGAUUGCUUUUUAGUUUCAAAGAAUGUUCAUUUCUUCGAGCUGUAUUUUUUUUUUUGAACAGCUUCAAGCUGUAUUUCUUCUAGUUGUAUUGAUAGUGUACUUGUGUUCAUAGUUCCUUCGUGAAGCUUCCCCAUUUAAUAAUAUUUGUGUGAUUGAUUGUAUGUUCCUCGAAAUACCAAGGGAGUCCAUAUUCUAUUUUAUAUCAAUUCUAUGCAUCAUGAUUUGUUUCUUGCUAAA